AUAACGAAGUGCUGCAGAAAUUUCCAAGGAGCCAUUGAAUCAUCUGCUUAUAGCCUUCUCUAACCAACAAGUGGUAUCAGAGCCCAUUAUCACGCAUUUGGGACCUAAAUUACGAUGGGAGAUAAGGAGGACUCUGGUGGAGAUGAUACUUCAGUCCAAGGAAGCAGCUCAACCCAAGAUUCUGGCAUUGCAGCGCAAAGGGGAGCGCAUACAAGCCAGGGGUCACUGCUUAAGGAGGUGCUGAAGAACUUCACCAUUGAGAAGUUCUCUGGAGAUGGCUAUGACGAUUGGGCAUGGAAGAUGCAGCUCUACUUUCGACAAAUUGGCCUCUUGAAGCUCAUGAUUGGAACGGAGCCCAGGCCAAAGGAAAUGGCAGAGCAAGCGGACUGGGACGAACGGGAGAGUGCUGGUAUUGCAAGGAAGAAGGGCAUCCAUGGUUUCGCUGCUCUACCAAGCCCGACUGGUGGACCCCUUGGAACCAAUCGCAAAAGGGGAAUGGAGGAAAGCAACCACGUGGAGGUGCCAACAUGGGGCUGCGAGGAGAUCGUGUGUUAUGGGAUUUACACGAAAGCAGAGAUGUCUUCAGAUCCAUGUGGCACAUCCCUGCGCUGAUAUGGGAAUCAACAAAGAAGGAGUUGGGAGCAGUAAAGGCGGGAUCUGGAG
This is a messenger RNA of Closterium sp. NIES-67, 663 nucleotides long. NCBI's taxonomy places the organism in Eukaryota, Viridiplantae, Streptophyta, Zygnematophyceae, Desmidiales, Closteriaceae. The record is from the annotation of a GenBank genome assembly.